Enhydra lutris kenyoni (northern sea otter) is the source of this 1507-nucleotide messenger RNA. RefSeq names its product purinergic receptor P2Y14. Gene Ontology annotation, biological process: G protein-coupled receptor signaling pathway. NCBI's taxonomy places the organism in Eukaryota, Metazoa, Chordata, Mammalia, Carnivora, Mustelidae. Gene Ontology annotation, cellular component: membrane. The transcript is spliced from 3 exons. The coding region runs from base 370 to 1392 and encodes 340 amino acids. Gene Ontology annotation, molecular function: G protein-coupled purinergic nucleotide receptor activity. The record is from RefSeq and is a predicted model, not a curated record.
GAGCUGGGCUCCGAAGAGCACUGGACAUCUGGAGUAUCUGACAUCCAAGCCUUUGGCAAGAUGUCAACAUUUCAUAGAGUACUUUAAGUGUUUUGGUCUGAGAGCUAAUGCAGCAUUUCCCACUGGUCAACACGCGCAGCCCAAGGAGAGAGCAAAGUCUAUUUCCCUCAACAUCAGAUGUUACACUCAGCUGCUGAUCCAGUCUUGCCAACAGAGAGGAAGAGAAGCUGGAAAAACCGGAUCAUUAGUGAAGAAACACUAUGGCCACUUCAAGAUGACAAGCCCACACUGGACUAAAUUGUUUCAUUGAAACAAAACCUUCUAUCAAAAAAAGAAAAAAAUUAAGGCCUCACCUCCAGAAAUUACACAAUGAUCAAUUCCACCGCCACACAGCCUCCAGAGGAGUCCUGCUCCCGGAAUAUCCUCAUCACUCAGCAGAUCAUUCCUGUGCUGUACUUUGUGGUCUUCAUCGUGGGGACCCUGCUCAAUGGUGUAUCUGGAUGGAUAUUCUUCUACGUGGCCAGCUCCAAGAGUUUCAUCAUCUAUCUCAAGAACAUUGUCGUUGCUGACUUUCUGAUGAGCCUGACCUUCCCCUUCAAGAUUCUUGCUGAUUCGGGACUCGGUCCGUGGCAGAUCAAUGUGUUUGUGUGCAGGGUGUCUGCUGUGCUCUUCUAUGUCAACAUGUACGUCAGCAUCGUGUUCUUUGGGCUCAUCAGCUUCGACAGAUACUAUAAAAUUGUAAAGCCUCUUUUGACUUCUUUCAUCCAUUCAGUAAAUUACAGCAAACUCCUGUCAGUGGUGGUCUGGAUGCUCAUGCUCCUUCUGGCUGUCCCCAACAUUAUCCUGACCAACCAGAAUGCCACUAGUGGGAAGGUGAUGCAUAUAAAAUGUGUGAAACUUAAAAAUGAACUGGGACUUAAGUGGCACAAAGCAUCAAACUACAUCUUUGUGGGCAUCUUCUGGAUUGUGUUUUUUCUGUUGAUCAUUUUCUAUACUGCCAUCACGAGGAAAAUCUUCAAGUCUCACCUUAAGUCCAGAAGGAAUUCCAUUUCAGUCAAGAAGAAAUCUAGCCGCAAUAUAUUCAGUAUCAUGUUCGUGUUUUUUGUCUGUUUUGUACCUUACCACAUUGCCAGAAUCCCCUACACACAGAGCCAGACAGAAGCUCAUUACAGCUGCCAGUCAAAAGAAAUUUUGCUCUAUGUAAAAGAAUUCACUCUGCUACUAUCGGCUGCAAAUGUAUGCCUAGAUCCUAUUAUUUAUUUCUUUCUAUGCCAGCCAUUUAGAGAAAUAUUAUGUAAGAAAAUGCACAUCCCAUUAAAAGCUCAGCAUGACUCAGAAACUUCCAGAACCAAAAGAGGAAAUACAACGCAUGAAAGCACAGACACUUUGUGAAUUCCCACCUCCUUUCAAAUAAAAUCCAUGUACACAUAUUGCAAUCUUCAGUUACAUAAGACUAAAUAAGAAACAUGUCCAUGCUGUGGGGCGCCUGGGUGGCUCAGUGGGUUAA